Messenger RNA from Eurytemora carolleeae, 2179 nucleotides. RefSeq lists its product as uncharacterized. The transcript has 14 exons. The record is from RefSeq and is a predicted model, not a curated record. The coding region runs from base 59 to 2164 and encodes 701 amino acids. NCBI's taxonomy places the organism in Eukaryota, Metazoa, Arthropoda, Copepoda, Calanoida, Temoridae.
AAAACUAUAAUGGUAUUUAUGUUAUCAGACAUAUUCAGUUGGUGAGACAGUUUUGGCCAUGUGGCACAAGACGAAAUAUUUAGCGACUAUUUUAAGAGUUUUCGACAAUGGAGAUGUUUCUCUCAAGUACAUUGACGACGAGGUUGUAAAAACUGUCAACCGAAAAUCAAUCUUUAAAUAUGAGGAAAAAGUUGCUCAAACAGAGGAAACUCCAGAUCAGUCUGAGGAACCUACUCCGGAACAAUCCAAGGAACCUUCCUUGGAACCUUCCCCGGAACAAUCCAAGGAACCAUUCUUGGAACCAACUGAAGAAUCUACUAGAGACCCUACACCGGAACCUGCCAAAGUUCCUUCACCAGAACCAGUAAAAGAACCAUCACCGGAGCCGAUGCGAGACCUAACACCUGAACCAGUAAGGGAACCAAUCCCGGAACCCCCUAGAGAACCAACUAAGGAACCUACUCCCGAACCUGCAAGGGAACCUACACCGGAACCAGCAAGGGAACCAACUCCGGAACCAGCAAGGGAACCAACCCCUGAACCUGUCAAGGAACCAACCCCUGAACCUGCCAAGGAACCUUCUCCCGAACCCAUGGAGGAAGAAAUUUAUUCUGUCCCAGUUGGAAUGGUUGAAGAAGCAGUUAAUUAUGAAAUUAUUCUAACAGUGGAUGAGUUAAACGCUCUUGUUUAUUCUGACGUCCCUCAGAUCCCUCAACCUGAAAUCCAUGAGAUCCCUCAACAGAGACCCUCCGUCAUCCAGAGAGUCCCGGGGAAGGUUGAGAAAUCAGAAAAGAAACACAAGAAAGGUUUUCUGAUGUGCGGUAUAUGCCAUGAAAGGUUCAGUCACAUCGAGCGCCAUGUCUUGAGAAACCAUACAGAUGAACCUUUCAUUCAGGAAAUGGUGAAACUUCCUAAACUUAAAUACGAUAAAGCGUGGAAAUCAUUAAAAGAAAACUGGCAGUACAAUGGUUCAGCAGAUGAGAGUAAAGUCAAAUGCCAUUGUGGAGUUGCUGUGAAGAAAAGUUGCUUAAAACAACACUUAGCCAAGUAUUGCACAGAAAAUCCUACAGACAUAAAAGCGGUAUUUGUGAACCUCACAAGAAGUGAUAAUGCAUGUGUAUUCCCUGAUAAGAUUAAAAAACUCUUCAAUGGGAAAAUCAGAGAUGACAUCUGGAAAUGUGGGUCAAGCGACCCAACAAUCUUAGAAUGUGUGAGAAUCGAGCUGGACUCCUGUAGAGAUAUUGAUGAGAAGAGAGUGAUGGGGAAAUUUAGAAAUUUAGCCAGAUUCCUGCACUGCUUUCAAAUCCUUACAUCAAAUGAGAACACUGCUCUUGACAUGCUGGACAUGAAACACUAUUCUCUGCUGAAAUUAAUGGGGCAAGGAAAAACAAGUGCCCCAUUGGAUGCAAAGAAAGCGUGGAAGACUCUCCCAGCUGCUAUGAGCUGCUUGUCAGCAGUGGCUCUUAAAACCUUAAGAGAGGCAAACGGUAGUCUGAAAAUGAUAAAACGGAUAGAGACCUUUUCGGAUCACAUUAGGAAAUGGUGGUACAAGGAUGUUAAGAAAAGAUUUAAAAGAGAACUCCAGAUGGAAAGGUUUAAUAAAGGAUCCUCUGCUCCAAAGAAGUCUGUGAUUGUGACGGUCACUAAUGCCCUCAGAGGUAUGAUGGUGAAGUAUACAAAAGAAUAUGAGGAAACACAGUCCAUGACUUCGCAUAUUUAUCUGACCAGUUCUCUUCAACAAUAUUUGACAAUGCAGUCAGGGAGAAGAGGCAACGAUGUGGCUGCACUUACUUGGGAUCAAUUUGAAAAGGCCAAGAAAGCUGCACUAGAGUUUGACAAAGAUGAUGUCCUUUGGGAUGUUCUUUUCCGAGAUGACCCAGAAGCAGAAGAAGUAUCCAAAAAAUUUUGGAAUAUCUUGGUCCCUGGAAAGAACUGUGAUCCAAAUCAGGUCUUCGUAGGAGAAUUAGAAACACGGGCGUUCAAAGCUCUCUACAAACUAAGAAAACCAGAUGCCAUAGCCAACAACCCAUACAUGUUCGCAGUAUCCAAAACAAACAAAUUCAGGGAAACCACUGUUGCCAAAUGCAUUUGCCAGGCCCAUCUGAAGAUAAAGAUUCUAUUGACAAAGAUACUGAUCAGUCAAAUACUGAUGAAGAGGGAGUAAAUGAAGAUUUUCUGG